AGUGCAUCGCCCAAAAGCAGAAGUGAUUUAAGCCGUGAUUUGACGAAUAAUCGAGUUUUGCUGCCAUGUCUCAGUUACCUGUGUAUAGCCCGCCAACUCCAUUCCUGGCGCACCUACCAGCUGGGCUAGGUAUCUACCGAAAAAUUACGAUUCGUGGUCGAAUGACUCACGACCAAUUCAACAUAAACCUGCAGACAGGCCCCAACACGAACCCACGAGACGACACCGCUCUCCACAUCAGUAUUCGUCCCCGAGAUAGUGCCAUAGUGCGUAAUUCCAUCCAGUUCGGCAGCUGGGGCAUCGAAGAGCGCUUCGGUGGGUGUCCGGUACAGAAACGAUCCAUGUUUGAUGUGACGAUCACGGUUAAACCUGACAGCUACGGCAUCGCAGUCAAUGGAGCACACUACUGCGAUUUUAAUCAUCGCGUACCGUACGCGUCUGUUCGCUUCAUUCACAUUGGCGAAGGUGCCAACGUUGAUGCGAUUACAACAGAGUAAGAUCGGUCAAUCAGCCUUGCUUCGUUUAGCGUUAAGCUCAUGUCACAAAUAAAUCACGCCACUGCGCAAACUUGCCAUCGGUUUUGUCAUCCAAGUCUGGAGCAAAUUUGUUCUUCGUAUUUUGAUCCUUCCAUAUCUUAUCGAUGUCUGCUGA
This is a messenger RNA of Anopheles nili, 651 nucleotides long. Its product is annotated as galectin-7-like. The record is from RefSeq and is a predicted model, not a curated record. Bases 66 to 497 code for a protein of 143 amino acids. Gene Ontology annotation, molecular function: galactoside binding; carbohydrate binding. The transcript has 3 exons. Lineage: Eukaryota; Metazoa; Arthropoda; Insecta; Diptera; Culicidae.